GCGUUAUGAUGGAGGCUAACGUGACUGCUAUGGCUCAACAACAGCCAUUCAAUCCAUGGGCCAUUCCUGACAGCUUCACUGUCUACCAAUUCGCACCGGAAGAGAUCCGCAGCUUCCUGCAUCCUCAUUGGCAAACGCAAAAAGCUCCUCAUCCCAUGAUCUACUAUUUAUUCGGAAUCCUUUAUUUGUUUAUUGGCGUUAUGGCCACUGCUGGAAACUACAUGGUAUUGAGGAUCUUGGGAAGCUUUCCUGCUCUGCGAACACCAGCCAAUAUGCUCGUGAUGAAUCUGGCCGUCUCUGAUUUCCUUUUGAUGAUUUCCCUCCUACCCGAGGCUUGCUACAAUUUCUUCACGGGUGGUCCAUGGAAAUUUGGCGAAUUAGGUUGCCAAAUUCACGCAUUCUGCGGUGCCCUGUGCGGUUAUAGCCAGAUUACUACGCUAGUCCUCAUUUCUUGGGAUCGAUACAAUGUGAUCGUGAAAGGAUUCAACGCCGCCCCACUGACUUUCGGCAAGGCUUCAACAAUGAUCAUUUUCAACUGGUUGUACGCCUUCGGUUGGUCGGUGUCCCCUCUCGUUGGCUGGGGCUACUACGCUAUGGAUGGAAUGCUGGGAACGUGUUCUUUUGAUGGACUGACCACCGACAUGAACAACAAGAGCCACAUUCUUGCUUCUACGAUGUUCCUCUAUGUUAUUCCCAUCAUCAUCAUCAUUGGCUGUUACUACUUCAUUGUCAAGGCAGUGUUUCACCACGAAGAUGAACUACGUCAACAAGCCAAAAAGAUGAAUGUUAGUUCCCUGAGAAGCAACAGCGAUCAACAGGCCGUCUCAGCCGAAAUCCGCAUCGCUAAAGUGGCCAUUAUCAACGUUACGCUGUGGACCAUUGCCUGGACUCCAUUUACCGUUGUCUGUAUGCUGGGAACAUGGGGAGAUACCUCUAAGAUCACACCUUACAUCUGCGAACUUCCCGUCAUCCUUGCUAAAACAUCUUGCGUCUAUAACCCACUCAUCUAUGCCUUGUCGCAUCCUAAAUAUCGCGAGUGCCUGAAAGAGCUCUACCCAUGGCUGUGCAUCGUUGUGGAAACCAAGAAGCCGAGCAAACACGGAGGAGACAAUCAAUCGACUGGCUCGACUAAAACGGAAGCCUCAUCCGCAACAACCGCGGCAUAA
Molecule: messenger RNA, 1166 nt
Organism: Daphnia carinata
Lineage: Eukaryota; Metazoa; Arthropoda; Branchiopoda; Diplostraca; Daphniidae
Product: compound eye opsin BCRH2-like
Exons: 6
Coding region: 6-1166 (386 amino acids)
Biological process (GO): G protein-coupled receptor signaling pathway; visual perception
Cellular component (GO): membrane
Molecular function (GO): G protein-coupled receptor activity
Source: RefSeq, a predicted model, not a curated record